Gopherus flavomarginatus (Mexican gopher tortoise) is the source of this 2447-nucleotide messenger RNA. RefSeq names its product BCL2 like 14 (gene BCL2L14). The transcript is spliced from 6 exons. Lineage: Eukaryota; Metazoa; Chordata; Testudines; Testudinidae. The coding region runs from base 252 to 1220 and encodes 322 amino acids. Gene Ontology annotation, biological process: regulation of apoptotic process. The record is from RefSeq and is a predicted model, not a curated record.
UAAGGAAGUGAAGGACACUCUCUAAAGUGCAGCUCUGCCCUUAUUUGUAGCACAUAAGCAAAUGUUUUAACAAAAGGCUGAAAUUUUAAAAUAAAAAUAUUACCCCCUUUUCUUUGAAGGAAAGCCAGGAAGAUUACAAGACUCAACCGGUUUUAACGGAAAAGAAAUAGUGACUGGAAAAACAUAAGGAAGUGCUCAGCUCAAGAGACUUUUUAAGGCCUGUUGGUGCAACUUCAGUGGAAGGGGGCAAGAUGAAUUCAACCAGUGACGCCAACAUGGAAGAGAUCUCUCUGGAGGAUGAGGAUAGAGAUACUGUGGAAUACAAAGUUCUUAUGGCAUAUGCCCAGCGACGACUUUCCGUGAGUAAAUACGGGCAACUUCUGAAAAGGGAGGCGAAGACCUUGAAAGGAUCAUCUACAGAGAGAGAGGAAAGGGAAGGGAUCCCUCAAGCCGGGAAGGGUGAGACACACCAAGAACUGUCAAUCCAGGACAAAGGGCCCACUGCCCAACGUAAAAAGCAAAAGAAGAAAAAAUUCAUCUGGCGACGCCUGCUGCUUUCUUGUGCCAGAGGAGAGAGGGAGGAGGGCCCACAGGAGCUAGCCACGAACCAAGACACUGUGAAUGGGUAUGGCAUAAAAAUGCCAUUGGCACUCCAGAUAUCAGAAGGUGAGGCAAAGGAUUUCCUCCACGUUGCAGACCAACUUGCUAAGAUAGUUAAUGCCAGGUCACACUCAGCUCCCCGGAAAGUGGGUUUCAGAGCACUAGAGCGCACUCCAAGUCUAGAGGCAGAUGGUGGACAGCUCAAAUUCCUUCAGCAAGAGGGAGGUGAAAAAGAUGAAGAAGAGAGGAUAAUAGAAACGAUAGUUGCAUUGUUAAGACAAUCAGGGGAUAAACUGGAAGAAACGAUAAAAGAGGACAGAACUUUCUAUCACUGCAUCACGAAGAUGCUCUCCUAUGCCUUCUUCAAGAAACUCACUGAUCAGUACCUGGAGGAAAUCCCAGGAGAUUCUACCAGGGAGACAGAAGGCAAAAUACAGUGCACUAAAGCUGCCUUUGUGAUGGAAGUUACGACCAGACUUACAGCUGUGGACAACCAUCCUAUGAACAUGGUCCUGGGGUUUGGAGUAAAGUACCUCAAAGAACAUUUUAGCCCUUGGAUUCAGAACCAUGGUGGAUGGGAGAAUGCCUUGGGAUUAUUGGACGAGGAAGAAAUAGAAUAAACUUGAGCGGAUCCACUCUCCAGGGCAUGCUGUAGCUUUACAACAAUCCAAUGCCAGAGUGAUUUUGAAAGGGGAGGGUAGAAGAGAAGAAUGCUGUGACUUUGAAGGUCCCCAAGGGAAGGAAGUGUGAUCACUCUUUUUGAAGCCUUCUGUUAAGGUGGAAAUGUUAAUCAAUAUGUAGGAGAACAAGACUAGCUACUUUUCUCAGUGAGCACACACCUCACUGGCCAUAGAAUGCCACCUUGUGGCUCAUGGCUAACAUGACUUCAGAUGCCUUUUUAAACAUUUUACUGGAUUUAUCUUAAGGUUCAAAUACCACAGUGUGUAAUCCAUGCCAAGAAACACCUGAGUGUAACUGAGCUACAGCUUCAAGGCCAGAUUUUCAUGUGCUCUGAACCCACCGAUGGGGCCAGAUUUUUCCCACAGAGCUCAGCAUGUUAAGUGCCACAAGUGCUUUUCAGAAGCUGGCCCUUAAUGCUAUCAUCUCACCACUUACAAUCAUAUUGGCUCCUGCUCACGCAGUAUACAGUGCUGUCAACUCUCUCUCCAUCUCCCUAUCCAGUUGGAUCCUAUGAAUGAACGAUUUCAGUAGAAGGGUUUGGGGUUGUUUAGGGAGAAGGGGAGGACUAGGAGGUGAGGAAGGUUACUCUUGUCUGACUCUUAGUUCUUUACUUUCAUUGUCUUCUCCUCUACAUAGACCAACCACUGACCCCUUUGCAGAGGUAUUUUUAAUUUGGCCUAGCUCUAUAUUUUUAAUUCUCUGGAGCCAUGUUGUCCUCCUAAGCAUUAAUUUGGCUAGUAAUCCAGAAAAUACUAGUAUUGUGAAGGCUCCAGAGAAUUAACUUGUCUUUUGAGUAGUAAGGAUAAUUAGCCUGGAGAAAGAGAGAUGCUCCCUGUUUAAAAGGUAGAUUAGAAAAACUUCUGAUGAAACAUUCAGUAACCUGAAUUGGAACUUUGACCACUGAGAAUGAGCAAUUAUGCCUCCUGCCUCCAACCAUUGUACUGGAGAGAAUAAAUUACAUGGGUGGGGCAUUUAAACUACAACUGCCAGUGAAACCAUUCCCAAUACUGUUCCUUGAGCUAUAGCCCACAUAGCUGAUAUUCUUUUAACUGGAAAGAGAGAGAAUUUGGAACACUGGCAGAAGCUGCAAAAUCCUGGAGUUCCGUGCAUGACUCUUUAUGGGCAAAUGGUUACACUUCAUUAAAAGUCUCUACCUUCUUUUCUGA